This is a messenger RNA of Symsagittifera roscoffensis, 680 nucleotides long. Its product is annotated as grpE protein homolog 1, mitochondrial-like. Gene Ontology annotation, cellular component: PAM complex, Tim23 associated import motor. NCBI's taxonomy places the organism in Eukaryota, Metazoa, Xenacoelomorpha, Acoela, Convolutidae. The record is from RefSeq and is a predicted model, not a curated record. The transcript has a single exon. Gene Ontology annotation, biological process: protein folding; protein import into mitochondrial matrix. Gene Ontology annotation, molecular function: adenyl-nucleotide exchange factor activity; protein-folding chaperone binding; protein homodimerization activity. The coding region runs from base 21 to 674 and encodes 217 amino acids.
GCUUUCAGAUUCUUUGAAAAAUGUCUAUGUUGUCAACAGCUUGCAAACGAGUAUUAUUCCCGCGUGUUGUCAGAAGCUCCCGUAGAUGUUUUUGCUCCUCAGUCGUGAAAACAUCACAGCAAUCUGCAGAUAGGGAAGCGACAUCUACUGAACAUAAACUUCCCACUGUUGAAGAAGUUUCAACCCUCAAUUCUGAAAUAGAAUCAAUGAAAGAACAGCUUUCGAAGGAAACGGAGCGUUCUAAAGAGUUGGAUGAUAAAUAUAGACGUUCAAUAGCUGAAAAUGAAAACCAAAGAAUUCGAUUGAGCAAGAAAAUUGAAGAGGCUAAAAUUUUUGGCAUCCAGAAGUUCAGUAAAGACCUUCUGGAAAUCUCAGAUACUUUGGGGUUAGCACUUGAAAGUGUUUCCCAAGAUGAGUUGAGCUCUAAUGAACCUUUGAGGAAUUUGUUCAAUGGCCUCAAAAUGACAGAAGUUCAGUUACAGAAAGUGUUUUCGAAACAUAAUUUGUUUAAAAUUGACCCGAUUGACCAACCCUUCAAUCCACAUGAGCACGAGGCAGUUUUUUACCAGCCAAUCGAGGGCAAGGAAAGUGGGACUGUUAUCAAUGUGCAGAAAGUAGGCUUUAAGUUGGAAGACAGAGUUAUUCGACCUGCUAUUGUCGGAGUUGCUAAGUAAAUUAUG